AUUCACUUUGUUGUGAAGACGAGUCCAAAAAUAAAGAUGGAUUCAAGUCGUUGGCGGACGAAUCCUAGGCUUAAGAAGCAACCACGGUCUUUGAUCUUGUUUUUCCCUUGCUUCUUGUCACUUUCACGAGGGUACACGGAACCUGAGGGCUGAAUGAGAACAAUCUUCUGCUUGAAGUUCUUUCUUUUUGGGCACGGACGUUUGCCGUGAAUUUUUGUCCCUCAACAGAUCCAGCGUUCGGCGCGCACCAGCGAUUGAAGACCUGGGAAACGGAGCAGAUCAAAAGCGCUUUAUUCACCAUUCGUUAUCAAACGACGCCGCGAAAAGUUGUUGUUCUCAAACGCCGCGUCUCAGAGGCCCCGACGGACUGCUGCAAUCCAAACAUAGAGAAACUUGCGACUAGAGAUAUCGAAUGAUUUCCUUACGGAUUUCAAUACCCUACAGAUUCCUCGAUCAUGAUCCAGGGGAAGCGUGCUGCGGUGUUUAUCGCGCUGGCAACUAUCCUUAGCUUGUUGGUUUAUUAUCGAACGACCAGUUCUGCAAUCACCAUCAGAUCACUACGCAGCAAGGUCCCGCAAGUGGUUGGGCUGGGAGAUUAUUUUGAUGAGGAUGGUGAAUCCGUUCAGGAACCCGUCCAGCUAGGAUCUCGACCGGAAGAUUAUCAACCAUCUUAUACUCCAGAAGACGAUGCCCCGUCCACGCCUGCCGAGUCCGCCACUUUUGGGAGUCCUCCUCCCGGUUCGAAGACUUUCACGCGCAACCUCGUCAUGGCUAGAACGAAGGCGGAGAACGUGAGUUGGCUCGACGAGGUCGAUUUGGGCCCGCACAUCAACAGGAUGAUUUACGUCGCGGACGACCCCAAAGCCCCGUUGCACCCACCCAAGAACAAGGGCCACGAAGUGAUGAACUAUUUGACCUACAUCAUCGACUUCUACGACAACUUGCCGGACGUCAGCAUCUUCAUGCACUCUCACCAGUUUGCCUGGCACAAUGACGACCUGUUGAACUUCGACUCGGGCGAGAUGAUCAAGCGUCUUAGCAGCGAGAGAGUCCAACGUCAAGGGUACAUGAACAUGCGGUGCCACUGGGCACCCGGCUGUCCAGAAUGGAUCCAUCCUGGCCAAAUCGAGCCUGACUCGGAGAAACUGGAACAGUCCCUCAUGGCCGAUGCGUGGGCUGAAUUGUUCCCGGGCAAAGAGAUCCCGAAUGUGCUGGCGCAACCUUGUUGUUCGCAAUUUGCCUUGAGUCGAGAUAAAAUCCAAGAGUUACCCAAGGAAACAUAUUCUCACUUUCGAGAUUGGCUGUUACGAUCGGAGCACCGCGAUACCAUGAGUGGAAGGAUCUUCGAGUACCUGUGGCAGGUCAUGUUUACAGAUCAGAACACUUUUUGCCCAAAUCAGCGGACGUGUUAUUGCGACGGGUUUGGGGUUUGCUUUGAAAACGACGAUACCUACGAGAAAUGGUUUGAAAUCCGAUUUCAUAAACACCAAGCCGAGGCAGAGCUGAGGGCGUGGCAGGAAGCGGCCGACAAGAUCGAACAAUACAGACACGAUGGCGAACUUCUGGAGAUCGAGGCUGGCGAGCUGAAAGUGCCUGAAUACGGCAAAAAAGAAAAGCUAGAGGUGGAAAUUCAAGAGUACGAGGCUGAUCUUGAACAACGUCGCCUAGAGGCUCUUCAGAGGGGUGUCGACGCCAAAACCAGAGCCGAGAGUGAUGGGAGACCAUGGAGCGAAGGCGAUGGGUAUUAAAAUUUGUUUCCUUGUUUCCUCAUUUCGCAGUACAUAACAUUUCCGAAAGGCGUCAGGGCAACAUUGGUAUGAUGUUAGACAGACCACGGGUAUUGAGAUACCCUUUGAUAUAGCUAUGGCGUAAGCGCGAUGGGUUGUUUGGAAUUGAAUACGCCAUGCGAAGGCGUAGUCCUCGGGUCGAUUAGAUCUUUCCACCCCUCCUAAGGGGGUAUUUCGUGUACAUAUGAAUUUGGAC
Molecule: messenger RNA, 1983 nt
Organism: Exophiala oligosperma
Lineage: Eukaryota; Fungi; Ascomycota; Eurotiomycetes; Chaetothyriales; Herpotrichiellaceae
Exons: 1
Coding region: 456-1748 (430 amino acids)
Source: RefSeq, a predicted model, not a curated record